Molecule: messenger RNA, 5170 nt
Organism: Aphis gossypii (cotton aphid)
Lineage: Eukaryota; Metazoa; Arthropoda; Insecta; Hemiptera; Aphididae
Exons: 8
Coding region: 2676-4727 (683 amino acids)
Molecular function (GO): zinc ion binding
Source: RefSeq, a predicted model, not a curated record
UUUUAUGCGAAACUGAGAACGACCGUCGUAUGUAUUAUAAUGUACGUAUAAUUCGUGUGUAAACUUUCAACUUUGCCAGUCUCUUAAAAUGGUAUUUGUUUGUGCCGUUAGAACGUGUGUGAACAGCAAAAUAAAAAGUAAAACUAAGGAUUGUAAACUACAUAAGUUUCCCAAUGACAUAACACUUGUUCACGAAUGGUUAAAAAAUUGAGAUAUACUUGAUCUUUGUUACAAGCCAUUGGAAUACUUUCUCGCCAAUGUAUGUGUGUGUAGUAAGUGUUUUUCAAGUAAAAUGUUUAGUAAUACUGAACACACUCGACUGUUACCUAAAGCAGUACCUACUGAAUUUAGUGAGUAAAUAUAAUUUACAUAUUUUUGACUGGCAUACAAUAUUUAGCCAUAGCCCACAAUAUAUAAUUAUCGAUUGUGAUUUAGAACAUUGUUUAUUGAAUAUUCAUACAAUUGUUACUAAAUGGAAAUACACACAAUAUUAAUUUAUUGUAUAAACUUUUCAUCAACAUUUAAUAUUAUUGUCUAACACACAAUAAUUAUUUUAUUGAAUUUAAAAUACAUUAACUAGAUAUACUUUUAGCUAUAUUAUUUAUGUUAUGAUGAUAUUUGGUUAGAAUCGACUAAGACUAAUUCUAAUGACCCAGUACAUUCAACAAAUUUGGAUGAAACUGUUUGUGAAGAUUUUCUAGAAAAGCCAACCAAUUCAAGCAUAUCGUUCAAAUUCAACCAGUCAGUUAUAGCAAAUACUAUUAUCGUAUCAUCGGAUACAAGUUCAACUUCUGAAUUGAGUAUGGUUUCAAGUUCUGUAUCUACUCAAACUACACAGGUACUGUCUGUUAACACUCCAAGAAAACGCAGUUUAAAAGCUAAAGUUAAUGAACUAGAAAAAAAAUGUAAUCAAUUGGAAGAACAAUUUAACUUACCGUUACUUCUGUAGAUCAUUUUAAUGAAGUUUGUGAUUUGCAUUUGCCUCCCAACCUUUCAAUGAUUGUAAAAAAUUAUGUCAGAAUGUCACAGAGAAAACCUCAAGGUUUUCGUUAUUCUAGCCAACUUAAGCAUAUGGCACUUACAGUUUAUUUUUUUGGAUCAAUUGUUUAUAGGUUUUUAAAAAAUAUUUUAAAACUUCCGAGUCCCAGAACACUACGCAGAGUUAUAAAAUAAGUGGAAAUAGUACCAGGAUUGAACGAUAUUUUGUUUAACUGUUUGGAAAUUAAAAUGAAAAACUUGAAAGAUGAUGAUAGUUCUUUGUGUGGAUGAAAUGGCUAUCAAAACUAAUUUAUUUUAUAACUUGUUCAAGGAUUAUAUUAUUGGUUUUAAUAAUUCUUACGACACAAAAAUCUAUGAAUGUGCAAAACAUGUUUUAUGUUUCAUGAUGAGGAGUUUAAACUAUAAAUGGAAGCAACCAGUUGCAUAUUUUUUUUAUAAAUAAUAGUUAUACAGAAAUUACUCUGCAAAAUACAAUAUUUACUGUUAUUUCUCGACUUCAAAGCAUUUCAUUCAAUAUUAGUGUUUACUAAUGAUCAAGGAUCAAAUUUUUAUAGUUUUGCCAACAAAAUGCAUGUUUCUAUUGAACGCCUAUAUUUUUUUGUAAAUGGUGAACAAAUUUACUAUGUAUUUGAUGCUCCACAUUUGUUUAAGUCCACAAGAAAUAACUUUUAUAAAUACAAAUUAGAAAUUUUGGAUAACACUACAGAUAAGAAGUUCCUCAAUGAUUUUUAUGAAGCUGACCAAGGUCUCAAUUAACUGAUGCUCAUAUUUACCCAGAGCCUUUUCAAAAAAUAAAGGUACGAUUUGCCUCAUAAGUGUUCAGUGCAACAAUAGCAGCAGGUAUGAGAACUUGCAUUAAAUGUAAUACUUUGCCAAUUGCUACAGAGACUACUGUUAACUUUAUUGAUAACAUGGAUGAACUAUUUGAUAUACUUAAUUCAAAACCAAAAGCUGAUGAUAAAGAGUUUAACCUUCCAUUCAAGAACAGUCCUACACAAAAAAAUCAUUUGAUCAUGAUGUUGAAUAUUUUUAAAAACAUGCGUGUGAUAGAAACUAAAACUGUAAAUGAAAUAACUACAAACGUCGAUGUUACUCAAAGAAUGAAAUUUAUAAAUGGAUGACAAAUUACAAUUAAGUCACUAUAACAAUUAUGGGAUAAUAUUCAAAAGCCUCAAUAUUUUUUAUAUACAUAAAACUUAUCCAAGAUUGUCUUGAAAAUUUAUUUGGAAAUUUCCGGAAUCAAAAAUUAUGUUAUUACUUAUUACAGCAUUUCCCAAAGUGUGUUCCUCAGAACCUUAGGGUUCCGUGGGACAAUGUCAAGGAUUCCAUCAGAUAAAAAUUAGUAGUUGAGUUGGAAUUAAAGACAUUGAGGGUUCCGUGAAACACAAAUUAUUUUUUAAAGGUGUCAUGAUCGUAAAAGUUUGGGAACUACUGACUUAUUAGAUAGUAACAGAAUUAAAUAAAGUGGAAAUAACUAUACACUUCGUUCAAAUAUACUAAAUUUUGAACAAUGUGACAAAUGGCUAAAUGAAUUUUCAUCGCUGACUUGUACAAAUUGGAUCGUAAGAAAUUCCAAUAAAAUUAGUGAACGUUUUGUAUGCAGAAAGGAUUAUGUAUGCCAUCACAGCAGUUUCAAAAAAGUUGAAAAAGACAAAAAUCUAAAAAAAUCUAAAAAUAUGAGUUGUCCUGCUAAAGUAAGUAUUAAAGUUAAAAAAACAACUACUGAUACUAUCAAGAAGGAUAAAUAUGUUAAGGAAGGAUUAGUGGCAGAAAUUCAUAUAUUUUUCCAACAUUCCCACACCAUAAAUACAGCAGAAGCGUUAGGCAAUCUCAGAAGUUCUGAAGACACAAGACAAUUAUUUGAAUGUUAUUUCAGUGAUGGAUAUGGUAUUACAGAAGCUAUUAUGUACCACGAAGGCAAAUUGGAACUUGAGGGUAAUGAAAUUGCAAUAGCUAACGCAUCAUUAAACCCUAAGUAUAGAACUGUCCAGCAUUGGCACGAUACAUGGAGACAAAACAAUUUAGGCCCAAGAAUUGGCAUAGGUGUUGUAGAGAAACUCAAAUCAAAAAUGUCUUCUUAUGAAAAUAAUGGGAUUAAAGUAAUCAUUAAUGAAGAUCCAUUUUCAGUUGUAAUUUUCACCCCUUUAAUGCAACGUGCACAUACUUUAGCCUAUUCUAAAGACAUUGUAUUUGUCGAUAGUACAGCAUCGUGUGAUGCCCAUAAUCAUUCAAUAACAUUUAUGCUUACACCUUGUGCUGUUGGAGCUGUUCCGUUGGCAGUUAUAAUUACAAAGGGUCAGUCAUUUAUUGAUUAUGAAAAUGGAUUUAAAUUGGCUCAAAAAUGUUUUGGUAUUAAUGGAUUUGGUGGUCAACAAUUUCCAAAAAUAUUCAUCACUGAUGAUAGUAAGGCAGAAAGGGAGGCAUUAAAAGUAGUAUGGCCUCAAUCUAAACAAUUGCUAUGUCGUUUUCAUGUUUCGCAAUCAAUAUGGAGAUGGUUGUGGAAUAGCGAAAAUAAUAUUGAUAAAAGUGAUCGUCCAAUUUUAUACAAUUAUUUCAGCAAAAUUUUGACAGCACCAACAGCUGAAAUGGCAAUGAGUGCUUAUUUGAUUGCAAUUGAUAUUAGCAAUGAGUAUGUUUUGAAAUAUCCUAAUUGGGUUAACUAUCUUAAUUCUUAUUGGAGCCGUAAAGAAAUAUGGUGUCUUUCUUUUAGAAAUUAUGAAACCCAUGGACAUCAAACUAAUAAUUUUAGUGAGGUAUGUGUUAGAAUUUAUAAGGAUAUAGUUUUGUCUCGAAAUAAGGCAUAUAAUGUAAUUUCCUUGAUUGAUUUCACAUGCACUGUGAUGGAGCAGUAUUAUAUCCGACGCAUACGAAAAUUUUGUAAUGGCCGAUGUAAUGUAGCACGCUUGUUUUUAAAUACAAUAAAACGAAAAAUUGGAUACUUAGCAGUUGAAAAUAUUAAAAGCUUAGACAAUAAUAUAUUUUAUGUACCUAGUGAAAAAACAGGUGAAAUGUAUGAAGUAAAUAUAUCUUUAGGAUGCUGUACUUGUGAGCAAGGACGUUUGGGCAGUUUCUGUAAACAUCAGGGAGCUGUUUAUUUUUUUUAUGGACAUAAGUUACCAAAUAUGCCACCAGUUACACCUGAAAGUAGACAUUCUAUGGCAAUUUUGGCUUUUGGAGAAAAUGCUCUACCAAUAUCAUUUUAUGCGGCUUUAGAAUACCAUCCUUGUAAUGAUCUAAAUGAAAAUGAAAAUACAUCAAAUUCUAAUGAAUACCAAAACAUACAGAAAAAUUCACCUUCAUUUAAUACUAAUGACAUUUCACACAAUAGGGAUUCAGAAGACAAAAUUAAUUCACCAACAAGUGCAACUAAAUUCAAAGAAAUUAUUGAUCUUAUGACAGAACAUCACAACAAGUUUGGAUCAUCCACUGAUGCACUGAACACCUAUUUAAAAAAAUUAACUAAUGUUAAAACAAGAACUUCUUGGGAAACAUUUUUAUCUACCAAAGGAAAACAGAUACCUCUUCGACAUGUAUCUAAAGCUAAAAUACAUGUUCAGCCAACAUCAAUAAGCCGCCGAAGGCUGGAAGUAACCAGAGGAAGCAAGAGACUAGCAGUAGGUCGGCCACCAUCAAAUGAAAAAGUUAAAAAAAAUAAACGUCAGAGAUGUUUACAAAUGAAUGUUAAAAUGAAUCAACCAAAUGCUAAAUCCCAUGGAACUAGCCAUUAAUAAUAAACCGGCAAUUGUGAUUAUCAUAGUAGGUGGCAAAAAUGACAAAUUCAAUGUGUUCAAUUAUGUAAUUUAUUGCAAUUUGCGAUUAUGUAUUAUUAACAUGAAAAAAAAACAUUUAAAAAAUACUUUUUAUUACUUUAUAGGUACAGAUGGUCAGUGUUUUUAUUUAUGUUUAAAUAUUAAGGUUAUAUUAUUUAAUGUAUAUAAUUUUAACAAUUCAUAAUAAUAUUGUGAACAAUGGAUUAAAGUAAAAGGUUACCUAUCAGUAUACUAAUUAUUGCUACAAGUCCGUUCUAAAUAGAUAAAUAUGUACCUAAUAAAUAGAUUUAUGGAAUAAAACAACUUUGAAAUAUUUACAACAACUUAAUUAUAAAUUGCAUGAAUUAUAUUUAAAUCAUAAUUCAUGUAUUAAAAAAAAAAAAUUAAAUUUAUAUGAUAUA